AUGGGGCUGGGCUCCCUGGCUCGGCAUAAUACCCAAUGCAACACCAUACAUAGAAGAUCAGGCUGGGGUAUGUACCGAAGGAGAUAUAUCAAUUUGUCUGAACACAUCAGUUCUGGCAUUCAUCCUUCAUCCCACAAACAACAAGAUGGACAUUCCACAACAAGUGAUGCUCAUGUGGACACCCAAGUAAGAUACAUGCCCUAUGCACAUUAUCAUUGGAGAGGCUAUUUUCAGAAAUGGAACCAAAACCACAUUAAGAUGGAGAGAGAGCAAAAUCCUCCAGAGACAAAAAUGGAGAGGAGGCAGGAUAAGACCUCAGGAACCUGGUUCAAGAUCAUUAUUCCAUUUGGCAUAAAAUAUGAUGAGAAGUGGCUGCUGAAUUUGAUUCAGGAGCAAUGCAGCAUCCCCUUCACUCCAGUCGAAUUUCACUAUGAGAAAAUGCAGGCCCAGUUCUUUGUUGAGAAUGCUAGUGUUGUCUUUGCACUGCAGAAUGUCAACAGCAAGAUUCUGGAUGAGGAUAAUGAGAUGAUAUCUAUCUUUGUCAACCCCUCUGAUGCCCCCCAGUCUGUGCAGAAGGAGCUGAAAUCAGAAAAGGAGAAGUUGGUUAAGGUAAUGCAGACUCAAGACCAGUCAUCUUGGCUCUCUUUCUCAGGUCCAUAUGGUUCUUUCCCAUAAUCACAGGUGAAGUUGGUAGGGGAAUUGGACCAGGGCAAAGGGCUGGAGCCAGAAGAGAUGAGUGCAAAUGGAAAACCCCUAUGCACCACCUUCCCAGGUAAUUCAACCAACAUAAGCUCCAUCUUGGAACUCUUCCCCAAGGUAUUAUGCCUGGAUAGCCAGGAGCCACCUCCACCAACUAAUUUGGGGAUUGAAGCACACAAGAAGUUACCAACCUGCAGGGGAAGCUUCUUUGGAUCUGAGGCACCGAAGAAUCUAGUGCUGCAAUUUCUGCAGCAGUAUUACAUGAUCUAUGACUCUGGAGACUGACACUAUCUUCUUGAUGCCUGCAAUGAUGGGGCCUGCUCCUCUUUGACCAUUCCCUUCAACCCAAAAGAUCCAAACUUAAGCAGCUUGUUUGAGUACUUCAAAAAUAACAGGAAUAUGAAGAACCUCAAGGACCCCAGCCUGCGCUUUCAACUGCUGAAACAUACAAUACGUGACGUUGUGUGCUCCCUCUGUGUGUUGCCCAAAACUCAGCAUGACUUCAGCUCCUUCAUCUUGGACAUAUGCUUCCAGUUGGAAAGUAUGCUCUGCUUCUGCAUCAACGGGGUGUUCAAGGAAGUGGAAGGACAGUCUCAGGGUUGUGUGUGUGCCUUCUCCCGGACCUUCAUUGUUACCCCUGCCAGCAGUUCCAGUCUGUGCAUCAUGAACGAUGAACUGUUUGUGAGGGAUGCGACCCCUGAUGAUGCUCAGAGUGUGUAUUCCAUAGAAGUGCCUAACCCCACCUUCAAUUUUGUGCCCACCCUCUCCAAGGAGCAGCAGGAAAUGGUGCAGGUUUUCUCCACCCAGUCUGGGAUGACCCUCCAGUGGUCUCAGAAGUGGCUUCAUGGCAACCACAAGGACUAUAGCACAGCUGCACAAGUGCUUGCUCUGCCCAAGCCCAAGUACAUGAUGCCAGAGGAGGCCCUCCCAUAGGCUGAUCCAUGA
This is a messenger RNA of Phyllostomus hastatus (greater spear-nosed bat), 1644 nucleotides long. It is a transcript of the gene NXF3, whose product is annotated as nuclear RNA export factor 3. Lineage: Eukaryota; Metazoa; Chordata; Mammalia; Chiroptera; Phyllostomidae. Gene Ontology annotation, molecular function: protein binding; RNA binding. The record is from RefSeq and is a predicted model, not a curated record. The transcript is spliced from 18 exons. Gene Ontology annotation, cellular component: nucleus; cytoplasm. Gene Ontology annotation, biological process: poly(A)+ mRNA export from nucleus.